This is a messenger RNA of Dromaius novaehollandiae (emu), 1500 nucleotides long. RefSeq names its product probable E3 ubiquitin-protein ligase makorin-1. The record is from RefSeq and is a predicted model, not a curated record. NCBI's taxonomy places the organism in Eukaryota, Metazoa, Chordata, Aves, Casuariiformes, Dromaiidae. Gene Ontology annotation, molecular function: ubiquitin protein ligase activity; metal ion binding. Gene Ontology annotation, biological process: protein polyubiquitination. Bases 10 to 1170 code for a protein of 386 amino acids. The transcript has 8 exons.
GGCUGCGAGAUGGAGCCGGGGCUGCUGGUGGCAUCGGGGGCGCUCAGGGCCGGGGGGGGCCGCCCGAGACCCCUGUGCAGGAAUUUUGCCCGUGGCUCCUGCCGAUGGGGCCAGAGUUGCCGUUUCGCCCACGACAGAAAGUCGGCCCAGGUCUGCAGGUACUUCCAGAGCGGGUUUUGCAGCUACGGGGAGCGCUGCAGCUACCAGCACGUCCAAGAGGAGCCGGCGGGGAGCCGACGGGGCCCCGAGCCCACCGUGCCCCCCGGCUACCAGGGCUCGGAGGCCACCCGCCUGCCCCAGGUGCUGGCCCGGAGCUGGGGGGGAGCCAGGCACCGCUCAGCCCCGGCCGAGCCCAGCGCUACGCAGCUGACCUCCAGGUUCCCGAGCUUGCAGCUGGAGGAGGAGGACAAGGAGAAUGUCCCAGCGCCUGAUAAUCCCCCCAGCCAGGCUGUCGCUGGAGAACUCGUCCCUGCGUGUGCUCCAGGGGCCUCAGGCCCCAGACUGGGAGCGCUGGGAUGGCGGCCGGCUCCCUCCGGUGCGGGAGUGAUGGCGGAGAUGGCGACGGGGGCUGAGCACGCAGAGGCGGCCGCGGAGGCGGUGCGGAGGGCACGGAGCGAGGCCGUGGUGUGCGGCAUCUGCAUGGACCGCGUGUACGAGAAGGCGCUGCCGGAGGAGCGGCUCUUCGGCAUCCUCCCCAACUGCGGCCACGCGUACUGCCUGGGCUGCAUCCGCACGUGGCGCCGCAGCCGGGACUUCCAGACCGCCGUCAUCAAGGCCUGCCCCGAGUGCCGUGUCACGUCCGGCUACUACAUCCCCCACAAAUACUGGGUCUGGGAGGCGGAUGAGAAGGAGAAGCUGAUCGAAUCCUUCAAGGCCCGGAUGGGGAAAAGAAGGUGCAAGUUCUUUGUCCGGAGCCGCGGCCGCUGCCCGUUCAAGUCGGACUGCAUCUACCUGCACGAGCUCCCGGCUGGCCGGACCUCUCGGCACAGGCAGCGGCGGCCGAGGAUCCCGGCUGAGUUCGACCCCGCUCUGCUGGAGAGCUCGGACGAGGAGGACGAGGAGCUCUGCAUCCUCGAGUGGGCACUUGCCCUGGCCCUGAUGGAGGCCAACGGCCGGUACCCGCCUUACGGCCAGGAGAGCUUCUUCACGGACUUCAGCGACUCCGACUAGGCCCUCUGGGACACCCCGCGGGUCCUGACGCUCUGCGAUGACAAAACCUUUGCUUCCCCUCCCAGAAUCUCCUUUUGCAGUGCUCAGCUGCCUGCGGUCACCGCCUUGGUGGCUCUGCGUGGGCUGGGGUGUCCCUGGCUGCUCGGUGGGACGCGGACGCUGCUGUUCGUCUACCUCCCACCCAUGGGGGACCAACCGUGUCCUCCCCUCCGCAAAGGCGAGGGGGCGAAGGGGCUGCAGUGGUCCUUUGGUGAUGGGGGCACCGUCCCCUUCUCCCCCCUGCCCUUGGCAGGGCAGUGCUUGCACUGAGGGGUGCUUUGCUGGGGGGCU